GUUUCUGCUAUAUCUGUCUCAUUGCCCUAAUAACUCCCCCGCCCCCAUUCCAAUCAUCAUUGCCACUUCAAAUUAAUACACAGAGUGUGUGUUUGUGUGUGUUUUCACGCAUAAACCACCGCCGAUCUCCGUCGGCACUCAUCAUCGUCAUCGCUUUGUUGUUCUGAUUGUUUUGUGCCGAUGGAUCCUCAGGUUCAGCAAGCACAAUUGGCAGCGAUCCUUGGGGCGGAUCCUGCGCCUUUCGAAACUCUAAUAUCUCAUCUCAUGUCUUCAUCGAAUGAGCAGCGAUCGCAAGCUGAACUUCUAUUCAAUUUAUGCAAACAAACGGAUCCGAACACGCUCGUUCUCAAACUCGCUCAAUUGCUACAGCUAUCUCCUCACAUGGAAGCUCGUGCUAUGUCAGCAAUUCUAUUGCGGAAACAGUUGACUCAGGAUGAUUCGUUGAUGUGGAAUAUGUUAUCUCCGGCGACUCAGUCUUCACUUAAAUCGAUUCUGUUGACUUGUGUGCAGAAUGAGGAAGCGAAGACGAUAAUGAAGAAGCUAUGUGAUACGAUUUCGGAAUUAGGUGCGAGUAUUCUGCCUGAAAACGGUUGGCCGGAGCUUUUGCCGUUUAUGUUUCAGUGUGUUUCCUCCGAUUCGCCGAAGCUUCAGGAGUCCGCGUUCUUGAUCUUUGCGCAGUUGUCGCAGUACGUUGGGGACACUUUAGUCCCACACAUAAAGCACCUUCAUGGCGUGUUUCUGCAGUGUUUGACUACAUCAGCGAGCUCAGAUGUGAGGAUUGCUGCUUUGAGUGCGGUGAUUAAUUUUAUCCAGUGCUUGUCUAGUUCCGGCGACAGAGAUCGGUUCCAGGAUUUGCUUCCAGCAAUGAUGCGGACGCUGACAGAAGCAUUGAACGGAGGGCAAGAGGCUACUGCUCAAGAGGCAUUGGAGUUGUUGAUUGAAUUGGCUGGGAUAGAACCGAGGUUCUUGAGGAGGCAGUUAGUGGAGGUGGUAGGAUCUAUGUUGCAGAUUGCUGAAGCUGAGACUCUGGAGGAAGGAACUAGACACCUGGCAAUUGAGUUUGUGAUCACACUUGCAGAGGCGAGAGAAAGGGCACCCGGGAUGAUGAGGAAGCUGCCGCAGUUUAUCAGUAGGUUGUUUGCCAUCCUGAUGCAAAUGUUGCUCGACAUUGAAGAUGAACCUGCUUGGCAUUCUGCUGAAAAUGAGGAUGAGGAUGCUGGGGAGUCUAGUAAUUAUAGUGUUGGACAGGAGUGUUUGGAUCGGUUGGCUAUUGCUUUGGGUGGGAAUACCAUUGUCCCUGUUGCAUCUGAACAGUUGCCUGCAUACUUGGCUGCACCUGAGUGGCAGAAACAUCAUGCUGCUCUUGUUGCUCUUGCACAAAUUGCUGAGGGAUGCUCAAAGGUGAUGAUAAAAAACUUGGAACAAGUGGUGACAAUGGUUCUAAACUCAUUUCAAGAUCCUCACCCACGUGUGAGAUGGGCUGCUAUCAAUGCAAUUGGGCAGUUGUCUACAGAUUUAGGCCCAGACUUGCAAGUUCAGUACCACCAACGUGUUCUUCCAGCAUUAGCUUCAGCCAUGGAUGACUUCCAGAAUCCUCGAGUUCAAGCCCAUGCUGCUUCAGCCGUGUUAAAUUUCAGUGAGAAUUGCACACCUGAUAUUCUAACGCCUUACCUUGAUGGAAUAGUGAGCAAAUUGCUUGUACUACUACAGAAUGGUAAGCAAAUGGUACAAGAAGGGGCCUUAACUGCUCUAGCAUCAGUUGCUGAUUCAUCACAGGAACACUUCCAAAAGUACUAUGAUGCAGUUAUGCCCUACUUAAAAGCCAUAUUAGUAAAUGCAAAUGAUAAAGCUAAUCGCAUGCUUCGAGCCAAAGCUAUGGAAUGCAUUAGUCUUGUUGGAAUGGCUGUUGGAAAAGAAAAAUUCAGAGAUGAUGCAAAACAGGUGAUGGAAGUUCUCAUGUCACUACAAGGAACUCAAAUGGAAAAUGAUGACCCCACCACAAGUUACAUGCUUCAAGCAUGGGCAAGAUUAUGCAAGUGUUUAGGACAGGAUUUUCUUCCUUAUAUGAGUGUAGUUAUGCCUCCAUUGCUUCAAUCAGCUCAACUUAAACCUGAUGUCAUCAUCACAUCUGCUGAUUCAGAUGAUGAAAUUGAAUCUGAUGAUGAAAGUAUGGAGACAAUUACACUUGGUGAUAAAAGAAUAGGAAUAAAAACUAGUGUCCUUGAGGAAAAAGCUACAGCUUGCAAUAUGUUAUGUUGUUAUGCAGAUGAAUUGAAAGAGGGAUUUUACCCAUGGAUUGACCAAGUUGCCCCUACAUUAGUACCCCUUCUCAAAUUCUACUUUCAUGAAGAAGUUCGAAAAGCAUCUGUUUCAGCAAUGCCUGAGCUUUUAAGGUCUGCUAAAUUAGCAAUAGAGAAAGGGCUUGCACAGGGUCGUGAUGGAUCUUAUAUAAAACAACUUUCUGACUAUAUAGUUCCAGCUUUAGUUGAAGCUUUACAUAAGGAGCCUGAUACAGAAAUUUGUGCAAAUAUGUUGGAUGCUUUGAAUGAAUGUCUACAGAUUUCUGGACAAGUUUUAGAUGAAAAUCAAGUGAGAAGCAUUGUUGAUGAAAUAAAACAGGUGAUUACAGCAAGUUCAAGCAGAAAAAAAGAAAGAGCUGAAAGGACAAAUGCUGAAGAUUUUGAUGCAGAAGAAGGAGAGCUUCUUAAAGAAGAAAAUGAGCAAGAAGAAGAAGUCUUUGACCAAGUUGGUGAAAUUUUGGGAACUUUGGUGAAAACAUUUAAAGCUUCCUUUUUACCUUUCUUUGAUGAGUUAUCAUCUUAUAUAAUGCCCAUGUGGGGCAAGGAUAAGACAACAGAAGAGAGACGAAUUGCUAUUUGCAUCUUUGAUGACGUGGCAGAGCAGUGUCGCGAAGCAGCUUUAAAAUAUUAUGAUAUAUAUGUCCCUUUCCUUCUUGACGCAUGCAACGAUGAGAAUCCAGAUAUCCGACAGGCAGCUGUAUAUGGACUUGGCGUGUGUGCAGAACAUGGUGGCUCAGUAAUUAAACCUCUUGUUGGAGAGGUUCUUUCAAGGCUGAAUUUUGUAAUAAGACACCCAAAUGCCCUCCAGCCUGAUAAUAUAAUGGCAUACGAUAAUGCGGUUUCUGCUUUAGGAAAAGUAUGUCAGUUUCAUCGCGACACUAUAGAUUCAGCUCAGGUUAUACCCGCAUGGUUAAGCUGUUUGCCAAUAAAAGGAGAUCUUAUCGAGGCUAAAGUCGUCCAUGACCUUCUUUGUUCCAUGGUAGAAAGGUCUGACGUGGAAAUAUUAGGGCCUAAUAAUCAGUGUCUUCCUAAAAUUGUUUCGAUUUUUGCUGAGAUAUUAUGUGGUGGAAAAGAGCUUGCGUCAGAGCAAACUGUAAGCCGGAUAAUUAAUCUCCUGAGACAGCUUCAACAGACAUUACCUCCUGCCACGUUGGCAUCCACGUGGUCAACCUUGCAGCCACAGCAACAACUUGCAUUGCAAUCGAUCCUUUCAUCUUAACAUAAUUAUUUCGUCAUAUAUAAAUAUAUAUUCUUUGCCAUAAGUUGCUAUUUAUUUUUUCUGCGUGACAAUACGCAACAACCUCGGAUGGGUUGUUUGUUUGUUUGCUUAUUCGGUUGAGUGUAGUGUAGGUAGAGUAGAAUACUAGAAUUGUAUAUUAGAGUUUCAUUUGUUGAUGUACACUAUUGUAUACCCCUACAAUAAAGGGGUUUCUUUGUGAUUGUAAGAGGUGGGAGUUGUUUGAGAAAAGCAACUCUUACAACAGUUUUGGUCGUUU
Molecule: messenger RNA, 3796 nt
Organism: Lactuca virosa
Lineage: Eukaryota; Viridiplantae; Streptophyta; Magnoliopsida; Asterales; Asteraceae
Source: the annotation of a GenBank genome assembly